AUGGAAUGCGAAGCGAAGAGCAGCGCGGCGCCGGGGAAGUUUGUCCCCUGCGCCGCCCCGUCCGUCGCCACGGCAACCGGCGCGCCCGCCAUGGCGGCGCCCAGCGUGUUUCUGCUGGCCGUGAGCGGCGAGAUCGAGAGCGGGGAGUUCCCAGGAUUUGAUGACCUCUACUGCAAGUUCUGCUUCGUCUAUGGCCAGGACUGGGUCCCCACAGCGGGUCUGGAGGAGGGAAUCUCCCAGAUCACCUCCAAGAGCAGCGUCUCCCCCACCACGCUCGUCUGGAACUUCCCCAUCGACAUCACCUUCAAGAGCACCAACCCUUUUGGCUGGCCGCAGAUUGUGCUGAGUGUCUACGGGCCUGACUUCUUUGGCCACGACGUGGUCAGAGGUUACGGAGCUGUGCACGUGCCCUUCGUGCCGGGGAGGCACAAAAGGACCAUUGCUAUGUUCGUCCCAGAGUCCACCUCGAGGCUGCAGCAGUUCACAAGCUGGUUCACAGGGAGACGCCCGGAAUUCACCGACCCCAAAGUGGUGGCACAGGGAGAAGGACGGGAAGUGACCAGGGUGCGAUCCCAAGGCUUUGUGACGAUUUCCUUCAACGUGAUGACCAAAGAUCUGCACAAGCUGGGCUACGACAUUGGCCCCACGGCCCUGCAGAGCCCCUCCCUGGAGCCUGGGGCACAGGGGCUCCACAGGUUCUGAACUCCCCAGGACGUGCUCAGAGCUCAGCACUUUGGGCCUUCUUAGGGAGAGGAGGAGCUGCUUCAGCUCAGUCAUUCCAAAAAAACACCAGCCCAGGAGGAUUUGGGGAAAUUACCGAGCCUGAUCCUCUCAGUAAGGUUGAAGUAUUGUGUAAAUCAACAUUAUCUGAUAACAUUCAGCGUCUUUAGGGAUCAGACUCUCUCAGAGUAAGGCCUGUUACAAAGUAUUUUUAUAGCUUUUGUACACUUUUUUCUAGAAUUAAUGAUGGGGAAAGUUCAGAGCUGUAGCUGUUUCCCUGUGGUUAAAACUUUGCAAACCCAGUUCUUUUUAGUGACUUCUUGGUUUUUUGGUGAUACAAAUGAGGAAUUGAAAUUAUUGCACCUUCCAAAAAUGGUCCUGUGAAAUGCAUCCCCCUCUAAGCUCUUUUAGGCUGAAUAAACUCCGUUGUAUCAAUA
Messenger RNA from Corvus hawaiiensis (hawaiian crow), 1157 nucleotides. It is a transcript of the gene B9D1, whose product is annotated as B9 domain containing 1. Lineage: Eukaryota; Metazoa; Chordata; Aves; Passeriformes; Corvidae. Gene Ontology annotation, biological process: cilium assembly. The coding region runs from base 1 to 702 and encodes 233 amino acids. The record is from RefSeq and is a predicted model, not a curated record. The transcript has 8 exons. Gene Ontology annotation, cellular component: MKS complex.